Apodemus sylvaticus (European woodmouse) is the source of this 999-nucleotide messenger RNA. RefSeq names its product cathepsin Q-like. Gene Ontology annotation, molecular function: cysteine-type endopeptidase activity. Gene Ontology annotation, biological process: immune response. NCBI's taxonomy places the organism in Eukaryota, Metazoa, Chordata, Mammalia, Rodentia, Muridae. The coding region runs from base 1 to 999 and encodes 332 amino acids. The transcript has 8 exons. The record is from RefSeq and is a predicted model, not a curated record. Gene Ontology annotation, cellular component: lysosome.
AUGACUCCUUCUGUCUUCCUGGUCAUCCUGUUCUUGGGAGAUGUAUCAGGUGCUUCAGCAUUUGAUCACAGUUUGGAUGUCGAUUGGCAAGUGUGGAAGAUGAAAUAUGAAAAAUCAUACACUCCGGGGGAAGAUGUAAUGAAGAGAGCAGUAUGGGAAGAAAAUGUGAAGAGGAUUAAACUGCACAACAUGGAGAAUUCCCUGGGGAAGAAUACCUUCACCAUGGAAAUAAAUGAAUUUGCUGACAUGACUGAUGAAGAAUUCAAGGACAUGAUAAUUGGGUUUACAUUGCCAGUUCACAACACUGGGAAAAGUCUCUGGAAACGUGCACUUGAUGCUUUGCCCAAAUUUGUUGAUUGGCGAAAUGAAGGCUAUGUGACUCCUGUGAGGAAACAGGGAAAAUGUAAUUCUUGUUGGGCUUUUCCUGUGACUGGUGCCAUUGAGGGACAAAUUUUCAAGAAAACAGGAAAACUGAUCCCACUGAGUGUACAGAACCUAGUGGACUGUUCUAAACCUCAAGGCAACAGAGGCUGUCUUUGGGGUAAUAUGUACAAUGCAUUCCAGUAUGUUUUACAAAAUGGAGGUCUGGAGGCUGAAGCAACCUAUCGUUAUGAACGAAAAGAUGGACUAUGCAGGUACAAUCCUAAGUAUUCAGCUGCUAAAAUCACAGGAUUUGUGCCACUCCCAGAGAGUGAAGAUGUCCUAAUGGAUGCUGUAGCAACUAAAGGGCCCAUUGCUACUGGAAUUCAUGUUGUCCCUAAGAGUUUUAGGUUCUAUUAUGGAGGUGUUUAUCAUGAGCCAAAUUGCACCAGUUCUGUGAAUCAUGCGGUUCUGGUGGUUGGCUAUGGAUUUGAGGGAAAUGAAACAGAUGGCGAUAACUACUGGCUGAUCAAGAACAGCUGGGGUAGACGAUGGGGAUUGGGUGGUUAUAUGAAGAUUGCCAAGGAUAAGAACAACCACUGUGCAAUUGCUUCAUAUGCCCAAUACCCUACUGUUUGA